Molecule: messenger RNA, 1875 nt
Organism: Cricetulus griseus (Chinese hamster)
Lineage: Eukaryota; Metazoa; Chordata; Mammalia; Rodentia; Cricetidae
Source: RefSeq, a predicted model, not a curated record
AUGAACCAGGCUGGGAAAGUGGGUCAUAUCACUGAUUCUGGGACCUUGGAGCUCCUAAGUAACAGAGCCACCCACAGCGUCCUGCUGAGCUCCGACCUCGCCAGCACCUCCCCACUUGGCUAUGGGGGUGCUGGAUUCCCUGUGUGCCCCCCUGGAGGCAUCCAAGAGGUCACCAUUAACCAGAACCUCCUCACCCCUUUGAACCUGCAAAUUGACCCCACAAUCCAGAGGGUGAGGACUGAGGAACGUGAGCAGAUCAAGACCCUCAACAACAAGUUUGCCUCCUUCAUCGACAAGGUGAGGUUCCUGGAACAGCAGAACAAGGUCCUAGACACCAAGUGGACCCUGCUGCAGGAGCAGGGCACCAAGACCGUGAGGCAGAACCUGGAGCCGAUGUUUGAGCAGUACAUCAGCAACCUCAGGAGGCAGCUGGAUGGGGUCCUUGGGGAGAGGGGCCGCCUGGACUCAGAGCUGAGGAACAUGCAGGAUCUGGUGGAGGACUUCAAGAACAAGUACGAGGAUGAGAUCAACAAGCGUACCACUGCCGAGAAUGAGUUUGUGAUGCUGAAGAAGGAUGUGGAUGCUGCCUACAUGAACAAGGUAGAACUAGAGGCCAAGGUUGAUGCUCUGAUGGACGAGAUCAACUUCAUGAAGAUGUUCUUUGAUGCGGAGCUGUCCCAGAUGCAGACACAUGUCUCAGACACAUCCGUGGUCCUCUCCAUGGACAACAACCGCAGCCUGGACCUGGACAGCAUCAUCGCUGAGGUCAAGGCCCAGUAUGAGGACAUUGCCAACCGCAGCCGGACAGAGGCUGAGUCCUGGUACCAGACCAAGUAUGAGGAGCUGCAACAGACAGCUGGUCGGCAUGGCGAUGACCUUCGAAACACCAAGCAUGAGAUCUCUGAGAUGAACCGGAUGAUCCAGAGACUGAGAUCUGAGAUUGACAAUGUCAAGAAGCAGUGUGCCAACCUACAGAACGCCAUUGCUGAUGCCGAACAGCGUGGAGAGCUGGCUCUCAAAGAUGCCAGGAACAAGUUGACAGAGCUAGAGGAGGCCCUGCAGAAGGCCAAACAGGACAUGGCCCGGCUGCUGCGCGAGUACCAGGAGCUCAUGAACACCAAGCUGGCACUGGACGUGGAGAUCGCCACCUACCGCAAGCUGCUGGAGGGCGAGGAGUGCAGACUGAGCGGAGAAGGAGUUGGACCAGUCAACAUCUCUGUUGUCACAAACAGUGUCUCUUCUGGCUACGGAGGAGGCAGCCUUGGCUUCGGCGGUGGCAGUAGCUUUGGCGGUGGCAGUGGUUUUGGCGGUGGCCUCGGCAGCGGUCUUGGAGGAGGUGGCGGUGGAAGCUACUACUCCAGCAGCAGUGGGGGUGCUGGUCUGGGUGGUGGGCUAAGUGUGGGGGGCUCUGGCUUCAGUGCAAGCAGUGGCCGAGGCAUGGGCUUUGGCAGCGGUGGAGGCAGCAGCUCCAGCGUCAAAUUUGUCUCUACCACCUCCUCUUCCCGGAGGAGCUUUAAGAGCUAAGAAGAGCCUACUGCAAGACCCUGGCCCUCAUGGGCAGCUCCAGGCCCACGGGGACUGCUGCUUCUAGGCCGUCACCCAGGUGUACUCUUCUGGAGAGUAGUGUAGAGCAAGCCUACUGCAGAAUCAUGUGUUUGGUUCCCAGGAGGGAAUGAACCCAACCUUGGGCCUCUCAUGCCACAGUUCUGCAUCGUGCUGCAAGUCAGUUUUUAAGUUCCUAUAGAUGGUACUCGAUGACACAGACAUCCAAAGUUUUCCAGAAUGUCAGCCACCAAAACAGAAUCCCUACCCUGACCCCCACCUUAGUUCUGGUUCUGACUUCCUCCGGAGUAUGUUCAAUAAAAUGCUUUUAUA